Messenger RNA from Fusarium mangiferae, 1536 nucleotides. RefSeq lists its product as uncharacterized. The coding region runs from base 1 to 1536 and encodes 511 amino acids. The transcript has 8 exons. The record is from RefSeq and is a predicted model, not a curated record. NCBI's taxonomy places the organism in Eukaryota, Fungi, Ascomycota, Sordariomycetes, Hypocreales, Nectriaceae. Gene Ontology annotation, molecular function: acyltransferase activity.
AUGCCUCCAUCGCCUCAAAACCCAAUUAUUAUCGGCGUCGGAGAAUUCCGCCAAAAGAAGUUUACCCUCGAAAAUACCCUCGAACCGGCAGAGCUUAUCUUAUCAGCAAUCCGCGAUGCUGCCAAAGAUACAACAGUCGAUGUUAUCAAACAUGUAGAUAGUAUUUCUGUUGUUCCUCCUUGGUCCUGGACAUACGAUGAUCUACCAAAGCACCUUGCUCAGAAACUUGGCGUUGAACCUUCACAUCUUGAGCUCUCAAGCCAUGGGGGUCAUACGCCUGCAUUGCUAUGCGACGCAGCAGCAGCCAGAGUUGCAGCAGGGGAAACGAAACUGGCAAUCGUCACAGGAGGUGAGGCAUUGGCGUCAUUGUCUGCGUGCCAGAAAGCUGGGCGUCUUCCGCCACCGGGAUGGACUGCGAUGUCUCCUGAUGCAAAGUUAUAUGGCCCGAGUGACCCUGCACUCUUGAAAGAUGUCGGUGCCUCGCACUCCAUCGGAAUGCCGAUUCAAGUAUACCCUCUAUACGAAAACGCAUACAGGAAGCAUCACCAGCAAACAUUCCACGAGAAUUAUCACGAAUCAUCAGCCCUUUACGCUGAAUUUGACAAGAUUGCCUGUCAACAUCCAAUCAGCUGGAGAGCAGGCGAAACACCACGAGAUGUUGAUGCUAUUAAGACAAUAACUAAGCAGAAUCGCAUGAUCUGCACACCUUACCCUUUGUUAAUGAAUGCCUUCAAUGGUGUAAACCUGGCGGCGGCUUGUAUCAUCAGUUCGGUCGAGUAUGCUACUAAGCUAGGCGUCCCCCAGGAUAAAUGGGUGUACAUCACUGGCGGCGCUGGCUCGAACGAUAGUUCACACUUUUGGGAGCGAGCCAAUUACUUUUCUAGUCCUGCUAUCGAGUACUCAAUCGACAAGGCCCUCGAAUCUGCUGCGUUUACUAAGAACGAGAUCGAUUGCUUUGACUUCUACUCAUGCUUUCCCAUCGUCCCGAAACUCGCUUGUAAACAUGUCGGUCUCGAUGUUCAGAAGCCUGCCAAGCCUAUCACUCUACUUGGUGGCCUUACUUCCUUUGGCGGUGCAGGCAACAAUUAUUCUCUUCACGCAAUCGCGGAGAUGACAAGAGUUAUUCGAACCCGGCAGCAUCAAACCGGCUUGGUGCUUGCGAACGGAGGAAUUCUAUCGUGGCAACACGCUCUUUGUCUAUCGGCUCACCGGCGGCGUGAUACCUCUACUUAUGUGAAAAGCAAAGUUCUUGAUAAUGGCGAUGUUUCUCAAGGUCCGGUGUUUACCCCGAUAGCGCAAGGCGAAGCUGUAAUCGAGACUUAUACUGUGGAUUAUGAUCGAAAGGGACCCAGGCUCGGCCAUAUAAUUGGAAGGCUGGUUGACAAUGGACAGAGAUUCAUUGCAAACCAUGGUGAUGAGCAUACAUUGGCGACACUUGCGAGCACUAACGGAGAGCCAAUUGGUAUAAAGGGUCAUGUGAACCAGUCUGGUGACGGCCGAAACCUCUUCACUUUAUCAGCGAGUGCGAAGCUGUAA